UUCCGGUCGAACGACACUUCUUAAUCGGUCUCUUUUCGUUUGUAGUCGUCGUCGAGGGCGGACGUCAAUCGUUUAAAAUGACUUCUAAAGUGUCGAAGGAUAUCCUCUACGAGUGCGUGAAUGAAGUGCUCAAGGGAGCCAAGAAGAAGCAUCGCCGCUUCCUGGAAACCGUGGAACUGCAGAUUGGCCUGAAGAACUACGAUCCCCAAAAGGAUAAGCGUUUCUCCGGAACUGUCAAGCUAAAGUACAUCCCACGUCCGAAAAUGCAAGUCUGCGUCCUUGGUGACCAGCAGCAUUGUGAUGAAGCCAAGGCCAACGACAUUCCAUACAUGGAUGCCGAAGCGCUGAAGAAGCUGAACAAGAAUAAGAAACUGGUCAAGAAGCUAGCUAAGAAGUACGACGCUUUCCUGGCCUCCGAGUCGCUGAUCAAGCAGAUUCCCCGUCUGCUCGGUCCCGGAUUGAACAAGGCCGGCAAGUUCCCUGGUCUGUUGGCACACAGCGAAUCGAUGACGCAGAAAAUUGAUGAAGUCAAGGCUACCAUCAAGUUCCAGAUGAAGAAGGUCCUCUGUCUGUCGGUUGCCGUCGGACACGUCAAGAUGUCUCCCGACGAGCUGGCUCAGAAUGUACAUCUUUCCAUCAAUUUCCUGGUUUCGCUGCUGAAAAAGCACUGGCAAAACGUACGCUCGCUGCACAUCAAAUCCUCGAUGGGAGCUGCUCAGCGAUUGUACUAAUUUGAUGUUUGUACCCCAAAAGGAUACGAAUGUUUGAUUAUUAUUAAUGGGAAAAAUUUUGUUUACUGCAAUAAAUGGCAAUAAACGCUAUCGAAUAUAUAA
Sabethes cyaneus is the source of this 833-nucleotide messenger RNA. RefSeq names its product 60S ribosomal protein L10a (gene RpL10Ab). The transcript has 3 exons. Bases 78 to 731 code for a protein of 217 amino acids. The record is from RefSeq and is a predicted model, not a curated record. NCBI's taxonomy places the organism in Eukaryota, Metazoa, Arthropoda, Insecta, Diptera, Culicidae. Gene Ontology annotation, cellular component: large ribosomal subunit. Gene Ontology annotation, molecular function: RNA binding; structural constituent of ribosome. Gene Ontology annotation, biological process: translation.